CAACACUAGUACUUAACAUGUGCUGUUGAGUUCACACAGUUAACUCGUGGCUCGUGGCAGUCCAGAACAGUAACUACAAACAGGUGAACAUUCUUGACACCGAGCGAAAAAUGAUUCACACUGCGCAGCAUCUUUCCAGGGUGUUAAGUACUGUUUCUUGAAAUUUCAUUAACCCCGGAAGCGGUUGAUGCUCCAUUUCACAUCUACCGCUUAACGCCUUGACGCCGAUGAGAACAACUAAUAUUACAACAAUAACAAAGGGGACCACGCAGUAGAAGCCUUGGCAACGAAGAUUGUUGUGUUGUUAUGUGAAGAACAUCUGAAGACGUUGUGGCAAUUCUAGUUCUAUUCCUCGCUAUAAUUUAAAAUUGUUAGGGAACAACUUUCUAAGAAGCAAAAUUUCGCUCGGUGGACUUAUUAGUUAGUUUGAACGAGUAAAAAUGCAAAACAGUGAAUUUGUAAUGCUUGAAUGCUUAUGUUUCUUUACAUCCACGGACCACAUGAUAUAAUUACUCUAAUUUGACAAGAUAUGCACGUCCGAAGCUGAUUAGACUUGAUAGGGGUAAAGAAACACAGCAUAAAUAUGAGACACCCCUCAGGCUCGCGUUAUAAAAUAGAAACAUUGCCGAAGGAGAUACUGUGGUUCAGUCAAAUGUUUGGGGGGUUUCCAAUAAAAUACGCGAUAGACGCAAAUGGCAAUAGGAGAUUAAAAUUUUCCCCAUUAGUGUUUUCGUGGGGCGUGAUUGUUGUCAUAGUGCAAUCAGUGGUGCUGAUGAUGUGGCUCGGAAUGAUCUACAAGGAGGCCUUCUCCGGACUGAAAGUGGAAGUCGUGAGCAAUACCACACUGCUGGUGGUGACUUUGGAUGUCCUCUCCCUGACUUUGAUGAUACUUGUAGUAUUUGCCAGCUACUUGAGGAAGUUCAAGACGUUCAUUGCCGUGUGCGAGCUACUGGAGAAGGUCGAUGAGAGUCUGCAACAGAAGAUGUACGGGUUCAGAACCAGACUGCGGGUACUGAUCAUCUUCCUGUUCACGGUGAUAAUUCUGACAUACUCCGCCAUUACCGAGUACAAGAGGCCUUUGUUCCAAGAAAUCAAGUUGCUGGAGGUCUUCAGAUCGGUGAUAAGCCAUAUUCCCAUAGUAAAUGUGUACUGCACUCAAUCGGCUCUCUUUGUCCACUUCACGUACAUCACAAACACUAUUGCCAAGAGAUUCAAGAUCAACAACGCCAGAAUUAAGCAGGAAGUGACCAGGAGGUGUCUGAUAAAUCAAUGUCUGCCCAGUGAAGAAACAAAGUCAAGUCCAUUAGACGAUUCGUCUAAAUGUGAACUGAAGGUGCUAGUAGACAACUACUGGCUUCUCUGCGACGCGGUUCAUCUAGCCAACGACUUCUACUGUGACCAACUCCUCGUUACCGUCCUGUCAUCGUUUUGUCACAUCACAAUCGCUCUCUACUACCUCAUCGUCCACAUAACUACGGGUGACUCCAUGUACAUCACCAACGACGGUGCUUGGGUCCUGUUUCACAUCCUACACCUUAUUCUGCUAAUCCGUCCUAGUACAGAAGUUACGGAGUCUGCGGAGGCGACCGCUCCAACAGUGUGCAAGCUGAUAAACAUGUGUACGGACUCAACAUUGACACGACAGCUGGAAUCAUUUUUGCUACAGCUGCCCAACCACAAUGCACGGUUUUGUGCACUUGGCUUUUUUGAUCUCAACAAUGAAACUCUAACCUCGAUGGCUGGAGUGGUGACUACUUACGUGGUAAUUCUCUUCCAGUUCCAGUCGCAGAACCAGACUUUAUGAAUGGAUACACAGGCGUUUACAAACUGGAUAUAAAAGUCGUCUUCUCAGAUUGUAGAUUGAUGCAGAACACUUUAUGUCUUUGGGAAUUUAUUAGGACUAAAUCGAUGCUGUAUUAUUGGGUGAGACACUGAUAGAAAUUCAUAAAUAUAGGUCCUUAUCUAAAAUGGUACAAUUUUCCUACUUACUGAUUAAAAACAUCGAGGAUAACUCAUAUUCAUAUCUAAAUUAAAUAUUUUGAAAAUGUUUAAAAAACUGCAAUUUGUUACUCGAGUUUCAGAAAAGGUCAUGUUUAAUAUUUAAAACCAUUAAAUUUUAAAUACAGGGUUUGCAAAACUUUAAAGUCACUAAGUAUGUUAAACUCAAAAGUAGAAUGAAAGAUAAUAUGUACAUUUUUAUGACGGUUGUCUUAUAAAUUUUUACUCUAUAGAGACAUAUACUGUUAUUAUAAUAAAGACGCAUUUAAAAAAUUA
This is a messenger RNA of Homalodisca vitripennis (glassy-winged sharpshooter), 2274 nucleotides long. RefSeq lists its product as uncharacterized. Lineage: Eukaryota; Metazoa; Arthropoda; Insecta; Hemiptera; Cicadellidae. The record is from RefSeq and is a predicted model, not a curated record. Gene Ontology annotation, biological process: sensory perception of taste. The transcript is spliced from 6 exons. Bases 584 to 1804 code for a protein of 406 amino acids. Gene Ontology annotation, cellular component: axon; dendrite; neuronal cell body.